AUGCAGUCCAUACUUCAAUAUCGACGAUUCGGCAAUCUUGCGGAAGAGCAGCUUGCAACAGACCCCGAGAAGGGUCUCGGAUCACGGAAACCGAGUUUAAAAUGCAAAAAACACUUCCCAGCAAACGACAGUGGUUCAAAAGCUUCCGUAGCAGGUGAUGAAGUGUCCAUGGUGUCAAGUCAAGAUACAUCGCCGAAUUCCCGCCGGCCAAGAGAAACAUACGAAGACGAGAAAGUAUCCAUAAACCCAAGCGCGGAUCCAUUGAAUAGGAGUGUUACAACUGAGGCAGGUGGAGAGGAUACCUCCAAUGUUUCGAAAACGGUUCCUGUUGGGUUCGAACCUGAAAAUGAUCCCAUGAAUCCACGCGAUUGGAGCUUCGGCAAGCGACUCAUGGUAACUAUCGUGGUUUCGUUCAUGGGCGUCAUUGUGGGAUGGUCUUCAUCUAUCGAUUCGGGUAUAAUACCACAGUAUGCCGAGGAGUUUGGUGUAAGCGAGGUAGUGGCGUCUUUACCUACAGGAUUGUUUCUGGUCGGGUUCGGAACAGGGGCAGUGAUGAGUGGCCCAUUCUCAGAGACCGUGGGGAGGAAUCCCAUCUAUAUCAUCACCUUGAUUGUAUUCAUGCUCCUGCUAGUAGGAGCUGGGUUGGCUCAAAACCUCGCUGGACAGCUAGUAUCUCGGACGUUGGCAGGUAUCUUCGCUGCGACACCACUCGCGUGCGCUGGUGGUACUAUUGCCGAUGUCUGGACACCCGAAGAACAAGUAUUUACAUUUCCAAUUUACGCUAUCAUCUCUUUUUCCGGCCCAGUGCUAGGACCCGUGGUCGGAGGCUGGAUCGGACAGUCGAACCUCAGCUGGCGAUGGACAGAAUGGGUCACACUGAUAGGUGCAGGAAUCAUUCUUGUUACCGUCAUCUUGUUCCAGCCCGAAACCUAUGCGCCUAUCUUGUUAAAAUGGAAAGCUAUACACCUUCGUCGUGUGACCGGAGACGAUCGCUACCGAGCAGAGAUCGAGCUCAGACAGACAUCGCUACCCGCAAGAUUGCUGCUAGCCAUGUAUCGACCAGUGGUAAUGCUCUUCCAAGAGCCCACCAUCUUCCUCUUUUCCUUAUACCUAACAGUGGCAUACAUCAUAAUUUUCACCUUCUUCACCGGCUACGAGUUCAUCUACGAAGGAAUCUACGGCCUAACACAAGGCGAAACAGCUCUCUGCUUCCUGGGCCUAGCCAUAGGACUCCUACUUUGCAUCCCUCUAAUCCCGCUCAACGCAAAGCUACGCUCGCGCGACAUCACACGCACCAAAGAAACAGAUCCCGCAGGGAAAGCACCACCAGAAAGCCGUUUAUACUGGGCAACGAUCGGCGCUCCGGCUCUGCCUAUCUCGAUGUUUUGGAUGGCUUGGACAGCACGGGUGGGUAUACCGUUCUGGUCAACCCUUGCAGCAUCGGUGUUGACCGCAUUUGGUAUGCUUUGCAUAUUUAUCACUUGCUACCAGUAUCUGAUUGACACGUAUGGGACUUAUGCGGCAAGUGCGCUCUCGAGUUUGACCUUGAUGCGCUAUCUGGUUUCUGGAGCUAUGAUUGAGGUGUCGAUUCCGUUUUAUAAGAAUAUGGGGGUGCCGUAUACGCUUACUAUUCUGGGGUGCAUUAGUGCUGUUCUUGUGCCGAUUCCGUAUGUUUUCUAUAAGUAUGGACCAGAGAUUCGGAAGAGGAGUAGGUAUGGCAGGAAUUCUUGUUAG
This is a messenger RNA of Aspergillus oryzae RIB40, 1734 nucleotides long. RefSeq names its product MFS transporter. The transcript is spliced from 2 exons. The coding region runs from base 1 to 1734 and encodes 577 amino acids. Lineage: Eukaryota; Fungi; Ascomycota; Eurotiomycetes; Eurotiales; Aspergillaceae. Gene Ontology annotation, molecular function: transmembrane transporter activity. Gene Ontology annotation, biological process: transmembrane transport. The record is from RefSeq and is a predicted model, not a curated record.